AUGACACAGCUUGAUGUAAUUUUUAAAGACAUUGCGCAAACAUUGUUGCCGUAUACAGGUUUUAUAGAUAAAAGUGCAGCAUGGCUAGGUGUUUUGCAGAUCGUGAGUCCGGCUUUUGUGUUGAAUGGAAUUAGAAAGAACAGGGAAAAUAAUAAAAUUCCAGUUUUUCCGUUCCUUUUUGUUGCCAUUUACAUGGUUCUCAGCCUUCGCUACGCUCAAAUCAUCAACAAUCAAGCCCUUUAUGAUUCUAACCUUAAAGGUCUUGCAUUUUCAGCAGUUUACCUCACAAUCUACUACUAUCUCUGUCCACAGCAAAAGAAAAAGGAAAACGUCAUUUACAUCUCAAGUGGAGCUGCUCUUUGCACAUUUAUCUAUUACUACUCAGUAAAUGCCGAUCCAUCAACAAUCGCAGCAAAAUAUGAGACAAUAAUGACUAGUGUUCUAUGGAGUUUCCACUUUAUUGCAUUGCUGGGUGUUUAUGCUGGAUUUGCUGGGAAAACUUCAUCUCAUUUGGCACUCGAGAUGAGUUCUGCGUCAGCAUUGAUGGGAGCUAAUCGAAUUUGUUAUGGAAUUUUGAAAAAUCGGCAAUUUAUUGUGUUCCAAAACAUCAUCUUUCUGGCUGUGAAUCUAGGACAGUUAUCUUGUUUUGUCUUCUUUAGCUCAAAGACUCCACCAAAGAAAGUAAAGACUGAAGAAGGAAAGAGCUCUGGAAAGAAAAGAAUGAAGAAGGAGUAA
Chironomus riparius is the source of this 735-nucleotide messenger RNA. The record is from the annotation of a GenBank genome assembly. NCBI's taxonomy places the organism in Eukaryota, Metazoa, Arthropoda, Insecta, Diptera, Chironomidae.